CCCUGCUGCUGCUGGGCAACAGCCGAUUGGAAGAAUUCCAAUUCUCUCUCUAUCUCUCUCUCUUUCUCUUUUCUCUUUUUUAUAAAGAAACAAACAAAACCAUCGCUAACCUGCUUAUCUCCCAACAAACAUCCCGUCCUUUUCAUCUCUCCUCUUAUGUGUAACAUUCUUUCAUCUGCCUUCACAGAGCUUCAUUUAUUUCGAUGCUUCUUCAUCUGGGUUCCUUUCUACCAAUAAUAUAUAGAGAAAUAAAAAAAUCUGGGUUUCCUUUUCUCUGUAAUUACUCACAAUUUGGCUGGAUAGAUACUUUUCUGCUUUAAUCGAUUUCACUCUUUAGUUUUAAGCAAAUUAAACCCACAUCCAUUCAUUGAUUCAGAACUUGGUUGCUGGCUGUUGAAACAAUUUUGGAUGCAGGUGAAUAUUUUAUCUCCUUCUCUCCUCUCAUUCCUCAUGAUUUCAAUGUUCGAUCAUUCAUUUACUUCAAAUGAUUUUAGGGGUGGGUUUAAAGCAUGUGGAAUAAUAGCUUUUGGAAUUCAUUAAUUAGCUGUAUUUCCAUCUAUGUUAAACUGAUUCAGACAAGUACCCAUAAAUCAAGGAAACCGACAUUGGUACAUCACCACAUCACGAUCUCAAUACACACUACUACUGCUGCUGCUGCUACUACUACUACUACUACUGAGGGAGAAAGAGACAAAGAAAUGUAUGAAGAGCCUCAAUACUUUGAUUCCCAUGAUCCCAACCACAUGGCAAUAGCAGCAGCAGCAGCAGAAGCAGAAUUAGUUGAUUGCCCUCAAACUGUCACAAACUCUUCUCCUCUGUCACCACCACCACCACUCAUGGCAGAAGGAGGAGGAGGUAGUAGCAGCCACAGCCAUAAUAGCAUGGAAGACAACCUCAAGCUUUCUGGGUUCUCCCUUGACGAGAUUUCCAACCACCACAACUCCUCCCAUGAUGGUGACCCCGUUGCCGUUGCCGCCUCCAUUGGAAUCGACCUCCAACAGCAUUUGGGCUUCGAUCUGGAGCAUGAGUUCAAUACAAAUUUGCUGCCAGAGAUGCUUCAAGAUCCCAAUCAACCGCCUAUGGUUAACCCCAACUGGGAUUCUUCCCGACUCCAAGAGAUGCAAGACAUGAAUUAUAAUCCUCUUCAGCACCAGCACCACCACCAGCAACAGCAACCACAACAGAUGGGUUUGCAGCAGAAUCUGCAAUGCUUCAAUUCCAGUACUGCCUUUGCAACCCCAGACCUUCUCAACCUCCUACACUUACCCAGAUGCUCAGACUCCUCCAUGCUCUCUAAUCAAACAAUCUCUUUCUCAAACAAGAAGCCUUCAAAUUAUCCGGCUUCAUUGGAUUUCUUCAGUGAACUCCCUACUGCCACCGUCACCGAUGGUAAUCCGGCAUCGUCAUCAUCGGUCUUGUUUGAUCACCCACCACCACUUCAUCUGAACCUUCCCCCACAGCCUCCUUUAUUUAGGGAUCUAUUUCACUCUUUACCACAUAACUAUAACUUACCUGCCUCAAGAGGUACUAGCACUACAGGUGGUUCCUUAUUUGGUGGAAUUGAUGACAGAGAAGGAAGUGGAGGAGGUCUUUAUCAGGAUGGGGAUGGUAGACAAUUUGAGAAUUCUGUACUGGACUUCAGGAGAGACAUGGCUGGUUUGGGUAGAGCCGGUCGUGGUAGAGGAACCCAUAACUUUUCCACCGAGAAGCAAAGGAGAGAACAAAUAAAUGAGAAGUACAUGGCACUCAGGGCACUGAUCCCAAACCCUACAAAGGAUGAUAGAGCCUCAGUUGUUGGAGAUGCAAUCGAGUACAUCAAGGAGCUGCUGAGAACAGUGGAUGAGCUCAAAGUAUUGGUUGAUAAGAAGAAAUGGAGGCAAGAGAGAAACAAGAGGUUGAAGCUAGAGGAAGAGACAACAGUGGACAUGGAGAGUUCAUCCAUGAAGUCUCAUCUUAGCACUCUCACCGACCGUGAGCAGUCUUUCAAUGGAUCGUUAAGGAGCUCAUGGAGCCAGAGGAAAUCGAAAGAGACGGAGGUCGAUGUAAGAAUCAUCGACGAUGAGGUAACCAUCAAGCUUAUACAGAAAAAGAAGAUGAAUUGUUUGCUUCUUGUAUCCAAAGUCCUGGAUGAACUCCAGUUGGAGCUCCUUCAUGUUGCUGGUGGAAAUAUUGGAGAUUAUUAUAGCUUCUUAUUCAAUACCAAGAUAUAUGAAGGUUCUUCUGUUUAUGCAAGUGCAAUGGCCAAGAAGCUUCUUGAGGUUGUGGAUAGACAGUAUACAACAUUCCCUCCUGCUCCUGGUAGCUUUUAGGGUUUCAUGAAAGCCAAAAGUAGAGCUUA
Molecule: messenger RNA, 2338 nt
Organism: Macadamia integrifolia
Lineage: Eukaryota; Viridiplantae; Streptophyta; Magnoliopsida; Proteales; Proteaceae
Product: transcription factor EAT1-like
Exons: 3
Coding region: 510-2309 (599 amino acids)
Biological process (GO): anther wall tapetum development; regulation of DNA-templated transcription
Molecular function (GO): protein dimerization activity
Source: RefSeq, a predicted model, not a curated record